Molecule: messenger RNA, 837 nt
Organism: Peronospora farinosa
Lineage: Eukaryota; Oomycota; Peronosporomycetes; Peronosporales; Peronosporaceae
Source: the annotation of a GenBank genome assembly
AUGCAAAGAAGAAUGAGACUUGUCAAGACUGACGACAGUUCAAUCGGGACGCACCAUGCAGAAUGCACGAGACUCGUCGCGACUAGCAACAUGUUGAUUGACACUGUUGACAUGUUAAUCGAGACGCACCAUGCAGAACGGUCCAGACUUGUCACGAAACACGUUGUAGAACUGUCGAGACUCACCAAAACAAACAACGAGUUGGUCAAGACAAACGACGCCUUGAUUGGGACUAAAAAGGAGUUGAUCAAAACGCACCAUAUUGAACGGAUGAAACUGAUCGAAACCAAAAAGAAGUUGAUCGACAAUGUUAGCAGGAAACUGGACGGAUUGCAAGAUGCGCACGUCCAGGCGUUCGACAGGCUUUAUAACCUACAAAAGCGAAUGAUGACACAUCCGAGGCCUGUGAGCAAGGAACACGGCAUUGCGCUCAUGUUCGAGGAAAAAGAGUGCGGAGUGUACGAGGUUCGUUACAUUGUCGGUCAGCGAACAUAUGUAUCGACGACCGUUGCGAAGGCGUGUCAAGAGGGCGUGCGAGAGUUGCUGCCAUUUCAGCUUGUCGGCAACGGCAUUGCUUUGAGAAAUGCCUUUGUUGGCGAGGCCAACAUGCGUUUGAUGAUCGCCCUUGGCGGACGAGGGCAAGCAGCAGCUACCGGUAUUAAGUUCCGGAACUGCAGAUCGAAAGUUGUACUAGGCGUUAGCGACUUUAACCUUGGAACGUUUCAGGCCAUCAUCCAGGACCUGCUAGCCGAAUACGAUGUCAACGAUCUUAUGAAUGAUACACGUUACAUAGAGAUAAAGCAAGACUUGCGCAACGCUAGAAAUGUGUUACCUUAG